This is a messenger RNA of Erigeron canadensis, 1854 nucleotides long. Its product is annotated as protein GRAVITROPIC IN THE LIGHT 1-like. NCBI's taxonomy places the organism in Eukaryota, Viridiplantae, Streptophyta, Magnoliopsida, Asterales, Asteraceae. The record is from RefSeq and is a predicted model, not a curated record. Gene Ontology annotation, biological process: response to red or far red light; negative gravitropism. The transcript has 3 exons. The coding region runs from base 36 to 1730 and encodes 564 amino acids.
GCAUUACACAUCAAAAGAAACAGAAAAAAGAAAUAAUGUUUCCAAACAUGUUAUGUGGAUCAUGCAAAUCUCGUCAUCAUCAAAGGAAUUUGAAGAUGAACCUGAAACCUUUGGAACCAAUGUCAAGUCUCCGGUUUCAGUACUCUAAUCCAUACGACAUGGAUCCAGAUAACAUUUUCCUUGGAGAUGUCCCUUUGAAAACAAACAAGAUCUCCAACAAAAAGAGUAGUGGAGGAAUCAAGAAGAAUAUGGCCAACAAGAUUUGUAACUUCUCGGGUUUGAUCAACCGUAUCACUUCCUCCUGCUUGCUCCGCCCGCUUGGUAACUCUAUCAGCAACAACGACUUCACCGAUGACGACAUUUUCAAUGACUCCAACCGAGACGCUGACUAUACCGACGAAGAUGAAGAGUAUUCCGAAGUGGCCACAGAGGAUGAGGACAGCGGUUACAGAACCAAGCAAGAAAUGGAAAUGAUGACGUUGAUAGACCAAGUGUUUGAAACGAUGUCGUAUAUGAAAAAAUCGUACCUGGAUCUACAAGAAGCACAUUGUCCUUGGGACGCCGAUAGAAUUAGGUUAGCGGAUGUUGCAGUUGUCACAGAGCUGCGAAAUUUAGGGAUUUUGAUGAAGAGGUUCCGAAAAAGCAUCAACACCGUAAUAAUGGAUGGAGGUCAUCGAAUGAUGUCAGGGCCAACGAUUCGAGAAAUGGUGACAUCGUACGAGUCUGCACUCGAGAAACUUCAUACCGAGGUGAAGAGCAAGGCGGCCGAGGUUGAUAUCUUAAAACAUAAGUUAAUGACAGGCCGUGGCGUAACAAGGAGAAGUAAUAAGUCUUGGUCUACUCGGUCGAGAAGUAGAGUCGCGUGUAGUAGCCAACAUUUUCAGAGCAUGACGUCACCGUGUGAGGCGAGGGUGUCGUCAUCAAAGGCAACAACAUUGGCAACACCGGAGGUAUUUGAAACGUGCCUAAGUUCCGUCAAAGAAAGUUCUAGAAACUUCGGGUUGGUUCUUCUUGCGUUAAUGAAAUCAGCACAUUGGGAUAUAAGUGCCACAAUUAAAUCAAUAAUUGCCACAUCAAGAAAUAAUAAUAAUAAUCCUAGUAGCGUGAUCAUAAAAGAUUCAUUUACGAUGAUCAAGCCAAAUCAUGCGAAAUACGCACUUGAAUCGUAUGUAAGUAGAAUAAUAUUCCAAGGUUUCGAUCAUGAGACGUAUAACAUUGAUGGAAGUUUAUCAUCUCUUUUAAACCAUGGCCAAUUUCGAUACGAGUGUUUUAAACAAUACAACGAUAUGAAAUCGGUCGAUCCAAUGGACCUUUUACAAAUCGUGCCAACGUGUCAUUUUGGGAAGUUUUGCUUGAACAAGUACCUUUCGAUUAUGCAUCCUAAAAUGGAGGAAUCGUUGUUUGGAGAUCUAGAACAACGACGACACGUGAUGGAAGGAAAUCAUCCAAGGAGUCGGUUUUAUAGGGGGUUUUUGGCUUUGGCAAAAGCGGUUUGGUUGCUUCAUUUGAUUGCGUUUUCUUUGAAUCCGUUGCCGAGUCAUUUUGAAGGGGGUCGUGGGGACGAGUUCCAUCCGGAUUAUAUGGAGAGCGUGGCUAAGCUUCCCGGGGGAUGGGUUGGAUCCGGUGGUGGCGAAUAUGUUGUUGGUUUUCCGGUGAGUCCUGGGUUUAAGCUUGGAAAUGGAAAUGUUGUCAAAACGAGGGUGUAUCUUGUAACUAAGUGUGAAAUGUAAAGGAGGAAGUUGUAGUUAAUUUUAGUAUUCAAUAAUCCGUCUUAAAAUGGAUGGCAUUCCAUUUUUGACUUUUAAAGUGUUCUUUUUAAUUUCUUAUAUUUGUUGUAUUAUAUAAUUUUUUGUA